AUGUCUUCUCACGUGGUCGUCGUUUCGCCUGAUGUCAAACGGGUCAGCGUCAAGGUCAACCCUGGGACAUACAUGUUCGAUGUUCUCGAGGAGGCUUGCAAGAAGUUGAACUUAGAGGUGGACAAGUGGUCUCUUAAGCACCAGAAGAAUGUGAUCAAUCUCAGCGAUCAGUUUCGCAUCACUCGUCUUACGCCAGGGGCCAAACUUGAACUUGUAGCAAGUUCCAAGACAACCUCGGUGGUGAAUGUCGCCCUCAAGCUUCCAGAAGCCGAAGCCAAGACAGUUCCUAAUGGCCGUCUUAUGGAGAAAUUCAGGAGUGAUACUACGCUAUGGAAGAUGCUGCGGUCAUUCGAGUCCAAGGGGUCCCCGUCUGGCCACACAUUAAACUUCACUGACAGAGGCAUACCUCAGACCAGCAACGGUACGCAGGCAGGCAGUGGGCAGCUGUACUAUGAGAUGCCAUCACUUCGGAUCAUGAGCCGGGAGAUAUCGACUCUUGCGGACUUUCAGAAGACUCUUGCUCAACUGGGCCUGACGUCGGGGAGCCAUAUGAUCCAGCUUUCUUUCAAGUCCACAGACAAGACGCUCAACGACGCUAUGCAGGAAAUCUCCCAGUUCUUCAAAGAGGAGAAAAAAGCAGAAGCAAAAGAGAAGGGUGCUGUAGCUGGAGCAACGCCAGUCCAGACUCAAUCGCUCUUGGACGCGCCCAACCCCGAGAGCGUCGGCAGUAGCAGUCUGCAGGCUCCUUUAGUUGCAGAAACAGGUGCAGCAGCCCCUGAUGGCUCAAGAGGUGUUGAACCAGCGCAGUCGAGAACAUCGCCAGGGAACGCGCUGUCAGUUGAUGGCCAGUCGGACGAGGUGGUCUCACAGUCGGUCGACGCUAUGGAAGUUGACGAUGGGAACACACAGCCUCGGUCAACUGAUGACGGGGAUCCUGUCCCUGGCUCGAACACUUCAAAUCUUCAGCCUGUCAACAUCUUCUCCGCGCCCACAAACACCACGCCGGCCGCCGCCUCGGUGCAUGUUCCCGACUCUGUUUACACGCCGACAAUAGCACAUGCUCAGGCACAUCAACAGAAGCUGCAGGCGAGUGCCAUCAAUAAGCGGCUCAAGUCCGAUGCGGAGCUUGCAGCAGAGGCUCAAGCCGAGGAGGCGAAGGCAGCAGCGGUGAAGAAGAUUGAUGUGAAAGUGCGAUUUCCAGACGAAACAUCGGCGCAAUGGAGCUUUGGGCCCAAGGAUACCGGUGCAACCGUCUACAAGGCAGUCCGGGAGGUAAUGGCGAAUGACUCCGCCCCAUUCAAGCUGGUAUUACCUGGGGUUCCAUCUCCUUCGAACCUCAUCAAAGAUGAUGAUGGAGUGAAGCAUACCCUCGUCCGAGGUUACAAGCUGUCGGGGCGUGUUCUUGUCAAUCUUGUCUGGGAGAAUGAGGUAUCGCAAAAUGUCAAGAAGGCGCCGUUCCUGAAAGACAGCUACGCCAGCCAGGCGAAGAAGGUGGAGCCUGCAAAGGCUCCCCAAGAAGAAGAGGAGGAUGAGAGCAGUGCUCCAGCUCCAGUUGCACCCCCACCUCAGUCACAGAGCAACGACAGCGGUAGCAGCCGCAAAAUGCCGAAGUGGCUCAAGGGCCUAUCAAAGAAAUAG
Molecule: messenger RNA, 1638 nt
Organism: Diaporthe amygdali
Lineage: Eukaryota; Fungi; Ascomycota; Sordariomycetes; Diaporthales; Diaporthaceae
Product: ubx domain-containing protein
Exons: 2
Coding region: 1-1638 (545 amino acids)
Source: RefSeq, a predicted model, not a curated record